UCCAAACUGGCCCAGCCGCCUCCCUCGCCGUCGCCGCUCCCCUCUGCUCUUCUCCCUGGAACUUCGAUUCUGCGGCUUGACAUCGGUGCGCUCUGUGCCGACCAACUCGCGUCGCUCAAGGUGCUGGGAUGGCUUCAGGCUGCGGGAGGAUGCGCGGCGGCGGCGUGGGGGCAGUAAGUCAGGCGAGUCCCGUCCGGCGGCGGCCGGGAGGGGUGGUGGCGGGCGGAUGGGCGGCAUCGGGAGGUGGGGACGGAUUCGGACUGCGGCGCUUGGGACUGCAACUGGAGAGUGUACGAAUGCGCCCCAGAGUCACAGAGAAGCUGCGAGUGAAGGGCGAAGGGCAUGUUCACCGUUUCAAGGGCGCUCAAGGUAAACGAAAAGGGUGUAAAAUCCUUCUGAACCCAUUUCUGAAAUGUGGCGCUUUCAUGUAAUUUUUGCCCUAUAAAAAUGCACUGAGGUAGUAACUAAUUGUGACAGACAUAUAUAUAAUUCUGCUGCAGCUGAACAAAAGAACCGAUCUGGCGAUCUGUAUAAACCUGAUUUAAAUGUUGAGGAUUAACAAUAAAAGGUGCACUAUUGAAUGAUACCUCAUGUGUCCUGAUGAGCUGACCUGCCCCGUUGAAUUAAUUGUGCAUGAUGGCUAGCUGACUGGCAACCUGUCUUGAAGAACAAUGGAAUACAGUUUUCUGGAUUCUGUGUGGAUUAAACAGCACUAUGUAACUCCAAAUAUGGUUGCUUUGCUUGUAGGUUUUUCAGUUCAGAUAUCAAGUGAAUUUGACCAUUGGCUCUUCUCCAUUUUUUUAAGCUGCAAGUGUACCAUUCUUUUCUCCUCGAUGUGUACAGAUGUUUGGAGGUGGUUCUGUGUAUGCUACUGAAAACAUCAAAACUGUAGUUGCGUGUAUGCUGCUGAGAACAUGAAAAGAUUGCGGAUCCAUAUAUAGCACUGCUAAAAGAACCUCUAUUUUUAUCCAUGUAUAGUUGAAUCUGUCAGUUUAUGUCCUUCCAAAAAAUCUGUCCUUUUUAUAAUAAACUUGAACACGAGCGCUUUGCGUGUUCGAAAAAAUAAGUGCGCUGAAACCUUCAGAAAUUUCAGUUAAGUCCUAUUCAGCAAUCAGCUAAGGCAGGUGCUUUCUGCCUCGUUUAACAAUCUGUUGCAUUUUUCGGCAUCUCAAGAUCUAUACUUUCAGGGCUUACUCUGCUCCUAUUAAAAAUAGAGGUCUGACUUUUGAUGGUAGCAGUUGCUCCUCGACUUGUAUAUAUGGACAUUCACAUGCUUCUUGACAAUGCAACAGAGCAGGCCUUUCUUCACUAGCUAUGCAGAGGCACCUCUUCUAGCAUUAUUCUACAGCAGCUGUGUGACUAACAAUGCCGCGAGCUGUUUCUGAUGGAGGAGAGAACCUCAAUGGCUCUGACGUUGGUGGCAGCCGGGCAUUAUCACACUACAGCAUGGACAGCACUGGUUACAGCGUUAGCUUUCUGCCAAAGAAGAGCCUCCUCGAGGAGUUCUCCAGUGCGUUGAAGGACAUGUUCUUCGCUGGAGACGAUCCGUUGCGGCAGUACAAGGAGCAACCAAGCUGGUCCAAGAGGGUCUGGCUCAGCCUGCAGCAUGUGUUCCUGGUGCUUGAAUGGGGCAGGCACUACACCCUCAGCAAGUUCAAGGGGGAUUUCAUCGCUGGCCUUACCAUAGCCAGCCUCUGUAUACCUCAGGAUAUUGGGUACUCGAAGCUUGCUAAUCUGCCACCAGAGAUUGGGCUGUACAGUAGCUUCGUUCCACCAUUGAUAUACACUUUGAUGGGCAGCUCCAGAGAUUUGGCCAUUGGUCCUGUGGCCGUUGUAUCGCUGCUGCUCGGCAGUCAACUGCAGAAUGAGUUUGAUCCCAAGACGCACCCACUAGAGUAUAGACGUCUAGCUUUCACCGCGACAUUCUUCGCCGGGAUUACUCAGGCUGCGCUCGGGUUCUUCAGGCUGGGGUUCAUCAUAGAGUUCUUGUCUCAUGCUGCCAUCGUUGGAUUCAUGGCCGGUGCUGCCAUCACCAUUGCUCUUCAGCAGCUGAAAGGGUUCCUUGGCGUAAGAAAGUUCACUACCAAUACCGACAUAGUCUCAGUCAUGAAAUCAAUCUUCAAGAGUGCUCAUCACGGGUGGAACUGGCAGACGAUAUUGAUCGGUGCAUCAUUCCUGGGAUUUCUUUUGGUCACGAAAUAUAUUGGGAAGAAAAAGAAGAAGCUCUUCUGGAUGUCCGCUACCUCACCGCUCAUUUCAGUGAUCAUAUCAACCUUCUUUGUGUACAUAACUCGUGCAGACAAGCAUGGGGUUGCAGUUGUCAAAAACAUAGAGAAAGGCAUCAAUCCGCCUUCAGCUAGCCGCAUAUACUUCAGUGGCCCAUUCUUGCUGAAAGGAUUCAAAAUUGGAGUAGUAGCUGGAUUGAUAGCCCUAACGGAGGUGAUUGCAAUUGGAAGAACAUUUGCUGCCAUGAAGGAUUACCAACUAGAUGGGAACAAGGAAAUGGUGGCUCUUGGAACCAUGAACGUGGUAGCUUCAUUGACUUCGUGCUACAUAACCACAGGCGGUUUCGGGCGAUCAGCGGUCAAUUGCGCGGCUGGCUGCAAAACAGCUGCGUCCAAUAUUAUUAUGUCAAUUGUAGUACUGCUUACGCUGUUGUUUAUUACUCCGUUGUUCAAGUACACUCCCAAUGCCAUCCUCUCUUCCAUCAUCAUAUCAGCAGUGCUUGGCCUAAUUGACUACAAGGCAUCAUACCUUAUAUGGAAGGUUGAUAAGUUGGACUUCUUGGCAUGUCUGGGGGCCUUUUUAGGAGUUGUAUUUUCAUCGGUGGAGUAUGGCCUGCUAAUUGCAGUUUCAAUUUCAAUUGCCAAGAUACUUAUCCAAGCGACACGGCCAAAAACAGCCUUGCUUGGUAACCUUCCAAGAACAGCCAUAUAUAAGAAGAUUGAACAAUACCAAGAGGUUACCACAGUGCCAGGGGUGGUAAUUGUUCAAGUGGACUCAGCUAUCUAUUUCACGAACUCCAACUAUGUUAAAGAAAGAAUCUUGAGGUGGCUGGAAGAGGAGGAAGAACGACAACGACAACAGAAAUUUCCCCAAAUUGAGUUUCUGAUUGUUGCGCUAUCUGCUGUGGUUGACAUCGACACAAGCGGAAUCCUCGCCUUGGAGGAGUUGCUCAGAGCAUUUGAGAAGCGCAAAAUUCAGCUGGUCCUUGCCGACCCCGGACCAACAGUGAUUCAGAAGCUCCGCGCAGCAAAAUUCACUGAACUCAUUGGUGACGACAAGAUAUCCCUGACGAUUGGAGAUGCAGUGAAGAAAUUCGCUCCAAAGGCGGUGGAUAGCGUCUGAUGAAGAUGUCCCAAGUCAUCUAUGGGUGGAUCGCAGACAAGCUUCAACUACUUUUAUAUCAUGCUCCAUGUCUGCAAAGUGAGAAUCUAUGCAGCGGAGCAGCAUGACUGUAACUAAAACAGCUUGAAAAUGUACGGGUACUAAAGCAGGCCUGCGACAUGGUGUCGGGUAAGGAGAUGGUGAGGUAGGCUAGAUGGAUUUCCGAAUCGAUCAGUGUGACUCCGUGUGUGUUAGCAUUGCAAGCACUUUUGAGUUUGAUGGUGGAGCGAUGCUUGGUGAUUUAACGAAUCACCGCCCACCAUAACAAAAAAGGAGGUGCUUUGGUA
Molecule: messenger RNA, 3674 nt
Organism: Panicum hallii
Lineage: Eukaryota; Viridiplantae; Streptophyta; Magnoliopsida; Poales; Poaceae
Product: sulfate transporter 1.2-like
Exons: 14
Coding region: 1366-3348 (660 amino acids)
Biological process (GO): transmembrane transport
Cellular component (GO): membrane
Molecular function (GO): secondary active sulfate transmembrane transporter activity
Source: RefSeq, a predicted model, not a curated record